UUCCUGCUUCCCCCCCUCCCCCGCCGCGGAUCCUGGCCGCUGCUCUCCAAACCCAGGAUGCCGGGGGGCAAGAGAGGGCUGGUGGCUCCGCAGAACACAUUUUUGGAGAACAUCGUCAGGCGCUCCAGUGAAUCAAGUUUCUUACUGGGAAACGCCCAGAUUGUGGACUGGCCUGUAGUUUACAGUAAUGACGGUUUUUGUAAACUCUCUGGGUAUCAUCGAGCUGACGUCAUGCAGAAAAGCAGCACUUGCAGUUUUAUGUAUGGAGAACUGACCGACAAGAAGACCAUUGAGAAAGUCAGGCAGACUUUUGACAACUACGAGUCAAACUGUUUUGAAGUUCUUCUGUACAAAAAAAACCGCACCCCUGUUUGGUUUUACAUGCAAAUUGCACCGAUAAGAAACGAGCAUGAGAAAGUGGUCUUAUUCUUGUGUACGUUCAAGGAUAUCACGCUGUUCAAGCAGCCAAUAGAGGAUGACUCAACAAAAGGUUGGACAAAAUUUGCUCGAUUGACACGGGCUUUGACAAAUAGCCGAAGUGUUUUACAGCAGCUUACACCAAUGAACAAAACAGAGACAGUUCACAAACAUUCACGAUUAGCUGAAGUUCUUCAGCUGGGGUCAGACAUCCUUCCUCAGUACAAGCAAGAAGCGCCAAAGACGCCACCACACAUCAUUUUACACUACUGUGCUUUUAAAACUACUUGGGAUUGGGUGAUUUUAAUUCUUACCUUCUACACCGCCAUCAUGGUUCCUUACAAUGUUUCCUUCAAAACAAAGCAGAACAAUAUAGCCUGGCUGGUGCUGGACAGUGUGGUGGACGUUAUUUUUCUGGUUGACAUUGUUUUAAAUUUUCACACGACUUUUGUGGGGCCGGGUGGAGAGGUCAUUUCUGACCCAAAGCUCAUAAGGAUGAACUAUCUGAAAACAUGGUUUGUGAUUGAUCUGCUGUCCUGUUUACCUUAUGACAUCAUCAAUGCCUUUGAGAAUGUGGAUGAGGGAAUCAGCAGCCUCUUCAGUUCUUUAAAGGUGGUGCGCCUAUUACGCCUGGGCCGUGUUGCUAGGAAGUUGGACCACUACCUGGAGUAUGGAGCCGCAGUCCUUGUGCUCCUGGUGUGUGUGUUUGGAUUGGUUGCCCACUGGCUGGCCUGCAUCUGGUACAGCAUUGGAGACUAUGAAGUCAUUGAUGAAGUCACCAACACCAUUCAAAUAGACAGCUGGCUCUACCAGUUGGCCUUGAGCAUUGGGACUCCAUAUCGCUACAAUACCAGUGCAGGGAUCUGGGAAGGAGGACCCAGCAAGGAUUCCCUGUAUGUGUCCUCCCUCUACUUCACCAUGACGAGCCUUACAACUAUAGGAUUUGGAAACAUAGCUCCCACCACAGAUGUGGAGAAGAUGUUCUCAGUAGCCAUGAUGAUGGUUGGCUCUCUUCUUUAUGCAACUAUUUUUGGAAAUGUUACCACAAUUUUCCAGCAAAUGUAUGCCAACACCAACCGUUACCACGAGAUGCUGAACAAUGUUCGAGAUUUUCUGAAAUUAUAUCAGGUCCCAAAAGGCCUUAGUGAACGAGUCAUGGAUUAUAUUGUGUCAACAUGGUCAAUGUCAAAAGGCAUCGACACGGAGAAGGUCCUCUCCAUCUGUCCCAAGGACAUGAGAGCUGACAUCUGUGUUCACCUGAACAGGAAGGUUUUUAAUGAACAUCCUGCAUUCCGAUUGGCCAGCGAUGGGUGUCUGCGUGCUUUGGCAGUGGAGUUCCAAACCAUUCACUGUGCUCCUGGGGACCUGAUUUACCAUGCUGGAGAAAGUGUGGAUGCCCUUUGCUUUGUGGUGUCAGGGUCCUUGGAAGUGAUCCAGGAUGACGAGGUGGUGGCUAUUUUAGGGAAAGGUGAUGUAUUUGGAGACAUCUUCUGGAAGGAAACCACCCUUGCUCAUGCUUGUGCCAAUGUCCGGGCCCUGACUUACUGUGACCUGCAUAUCAUCAAGCGAGAAGCCUUGCUCAAGGUUCUUGACUUCUAUACAGCAUUUGCAAACUCGUUUUCAAGGAACCUCACUCUCACUUGCAAUCUAAGGAAGCGGAUCAUCUUCCGUAAAAUUAGUGACGUGAAGAAGGAGGAGGAAGAGCGACUGCGGCAGAAGAACGAGGUGACUCUCAGCAUCCCUGUGGACCACCCAGUUAGGAAGCUCUUCCAGAAGUUCAAGCAGCAGAAGGAACUGAGGAACCAGGGCUCAGCGCAGAGCGACCCUGAGAGGAGCCAGCUUCAGGUAGAGAGCCGUCCUCUGCAGAACGGAGCCUCCAUCACAGGUACCAGUGUGGUCACCGUGUCGCAGAUUACCCCUAUACAGACAUCUCUGGCCUAUGUGAAAACCAGUGAGUCCCUUAAGCAGAACAACCGUGAUGCCAUGGAACUGAAGCCCAAUGGUGGCGCUGAGCAGAAAUGUCUCAAAGUCAACAGCCCCAUUAGAAUGAAAAAUGGAAAUGGGAAAGGGUGGCUGAGAUUGAAGAACAACAUGGGGCCUCACGAGGAGAAAAAGGAAGACUGGAACAAUGUCACCAAAGCUGAGUCGAUGGGGCUGUUGUCAGAGGACCCCAAAGGCAGUGACUCAGAGAACAGUGUGACCAAGAACCCAUUAAGGAAAACAGAUUCUUGUGACAGUGGGAUUACAAAAAGUGACCUUCGUUUGGAUAAAGCCGGUGAGGCCCGGAGUCCUCUAGAACACAGUCCAAUCCAGGCUGAUGCCAAGCACCCUUUUUACCCCAUCCCUGAGCAGGCCUUACAAACCACACUGCAGGAAGUGAAACACGAACUCAAGGAGGACAUCCAGCUGCUGAGUUGCAGAAUGACUGCCCUGGAAAAGCAGGUGGCAGAAAUUUUAAAACUACUCUCAGAGAAAAGUAUACCCCAGACCUCCUCUCCAAAACCCCAAAUGCCACUCCAAGUACCUCCCCAGAUACCAUGUCAGGAUAUUUUUAGUGUCUCAAGGCCCGAGUCACCUGAAUCUGACAAAGAUGAAAUCAACUUUUAAUAUAUACAUAUAUAUAUAUAUUUGUCAAUAUAUUUAAAAUGGUAUAUACAUCUAUAUACAUAUGUAUAUAUAUAUAGUAUAUACAUAUAUAUAUUUUCACUUGCUUUCAAUAUGAUGAACACUAUAUGGAUUUUGAUAUGUACAUACUGCAUGUCCAGCUGGAUUCUGGCCUGCCAAAGAUGAUUAUUCAAAACAUAGAUAAUGCUUGUAUAUUAUGCAGUUGACUGCAUGCACACUUUACAUUUGUUUAUAAUCUCUAUUCUGUAAUAAAAAAGUAUGAAUUUUGUUAACUAAGGCAAUGUAACCUUUGAAGAAUCAGGGUCCAACCUGCCAAUGUUGCCAUGACAAACUUGAUCUCAGGCUGAGUAUAUCGAGCUGUCAUUUCUUCACUAUUCUGUUUAGUUAAAAUUAUAGAUUAAUGUCAAGGGAGAGUUCAGCUUCUGAAGUCGUCAGACCAUUUUAUGAUCUCAUGCCAUAGGGUAUUUUUCUGUAACUUAGUGUUAGGUUCUUUUUCCCUACAGGCAAUGUUUGCUCCAUUGAAAUGACUGUGUUGUUGCCUACAUCUGAUGCCAGUGUCGGAUACCAAGAACUUUUUGCUAUGGGUUUUGUGCAUGAAUUGCAUUUCCACUCAAUGAUACCUCUCCUUUUUAGCAUUGUAUUAGAUAGUAAUCAUUAGCUCUUAUGUAAAGAAUUCCCUGCUCCCUCCGUCUUGGAGAACAACUAUCAUUUUGGGAGCUAACAUUAUCAACACCAUAAAUACUCAAUUGUUAAUAUAGUGUAUAUUAUUAUAGAAACAUUGCACCACAGGGUAUAAGAGCCUUUUAACAAUAUGUUAGAUAUGCUGAUUGUCCAAAGGCAAUGAAUAUUCUACAUUUAAAUCUCCAUAGAUUGUUCAAAGGGAGAUGUUGAAAGGCUCUUAGCAAAGAAACAUAUCAAAAUUUUAACUGUUAAUGAUACAAUUUUUUAAAAAGAACAUAAGCAAUUGGACAUGUUUUAAUUGCACAUCUGUGGCUUUAAAAGAAUGAAAUAUAGGUACAGAAAUACUGACAUGUGAUUUUUAUUGCUUGAAGAAGUAACACAAAAGUUGUGGUUAACUUAUAAAAUAACCAACCCAGAAGACAACAUUAAGUUGCUUUAUUCAGAUAACUGCUUUUCUGUGACUUUAUUAUGGGUACAAAUUUCCCUAAGUUUUGGCACACAGCUGCAUUGCUGGCAUUCUGUUGGGUUGAUGCAAUAGACCAUUAUGACUCAGUUAGAUCCACUCAAAAGACUUAUGGGGCUGAAUAUUGCAGUCUUUUGGGUAACAAUUCCUCUUCUGAAAAAGUGCCUAUUGUCAACCAAAAGAGAAGUCACAAAUGUUGCACUGUUUAUAUUUAGGCCCUCAGAUGAUAACUACUCAAAAAUGAAAUGCAUACCACUCUUGAGAACUCAUGGAAGCUGUUUCUUACGACUCCAGGGUGUUUUCUGGAGUUCUUCCUGGGAGUGUGCUUUUCAGUUGGUGCAGGCAUAAAAUUUAGUAUCAAGAGUCAGGAAGCUAGUGUUUGCAUUAACCAGAAAAUGUAUGCCAAUCACUUGUGUAUUGCUAGGCUACAAUAUACAUGCAUUAUAUAUGCCUUUAUAUGCAGGUGAAUAUAUAAAAGAUGGUGACAAAAUCAAGGAAAUAAUUUGCUCUUUUAUAUCCAAUUUUAUGUGUUUUCUAUUUCCCAGUAUCUCUAAAAUCAUAGAAAGAAGAGCUUUCACAGUCAUACUACAGAAGUGUAAAGAAGUAAUCCUUUUUAAAGUUCUUCCCAUGUUCCUAAGGUAUGCCCCUUUGUUCUAGGACUCUUGGAGUGUAUAUUAGCUACAGUGGGUUACUAUUGCUUUCCUUUCCAUUACUCAAAAUAGACAUUUCCAUGGCUGUAUAUCUCUAUGUUCUGCUAAGAUACAUACCUACCACAGGCAAAAGUAAAUGAAAUGAUAGAAUCAGCCUUAAAAUUCAGGUUUGGAGGGGCCUGUUUGUUUUAACUUUCAUACUGUGGAAGAUACCUUAUCCUUGACUUCUAAGAAUUAUUGGGUUUCAGAGUGUUUUCUUAUUUGUUUAAGUCAAGUGUGACAAAUACCUUUAAAGAUGAAUGGGUGAUCAAAAAAACAAGAGCAUGGAAAUCAUUGUUCUGACUUUAGCUACAUUCAAAACUAACAGCUGGUCUCAAGCAGUAAGAGGGUCACUUAUGCAAGAAACUGUUUUGAAGUGUAAUGCAUGCCUUUUCAUAUUAGGCUUCCAAACCUUUGCCAGGAUCUGACAUCGACUCAGACAGUUUUAGCUAACAACCAACAACAUUAGCCAUAAUGAGAUUUCUAUCUAAACACAUGGUCCCAUAGGUGGAAAAGAAGCAUAAUUGUUUUGAACUGCGCCAGGCCAUCGAUAGGAAGGGAAAGUAUCAAUUCCUUAUUUGUUUGGUGCAGUUCCCACAGUAUUCUUUUCCAGACCCCUGUCCUCUGUGUGCAUGACACGAUGUGGUGCUGAAUAUACCCUGCACAUAUUCAGCAAACAUUGUAUAUAGUUUUACGUUUCCAGAUUUUAAAAUUCUUCAUAGUAGAAUUUAGUCAGACUUUAACAAAGGGUGAAUGCUUCUUUGCACACAUGUGAUAAUGAUACAAUCACAUUCUGUGUAGCUUCAACCAGCACACAGACGGUGCAGGUUCAUUGCAGGACCAGAUGACUGCAUGUUUUAUUCCUACACUGUAUAGGUAUUCUUGGUGCAUCCAGAAAUUUUUUUAUUAUUAUACUUCGGGACAAUGUACUAAUAGGACUAAGUGGAUAUGUAUUUGAAAUGCAAACAUUUUGCAAAGCAACCUAUAUAUCUUUAAUUCUUAUGAUACUAUGAAUAUGUAAAGAUGAGACACUAUUCUGGGCAGGUGAUUGUGACAUAAUUGCAAAAGUUGAAUGCAAGCAGAAUUAUAAUCUUUACACCAGAUCAGGAAGGUUUGCUGACCUGUAUCAGGAUAAUGUUGCACUAAAUUUGAUUUGGUAGGCAAGAGCUUGCAAUAAAGGGCAAACAGAAACCCUAAACGUAGAAAACAACAUCAAAGCUCUCAGUGUCCCCCAUUUACAUGAGUGACUUUAAAAUAGUUCAGGAGUAAUGGUCAAAUUCACACCCAAACUUCAUUCUUUAAAGGAAACAUUUUACUAAAACCCUGGCUGCAUCUCAUAUUGUGUACAAGGCUACACAACAUCCUGAAUGUUAAGAAAAUUCCCUAUAACUUUUUAUAGGUCAGAUUACAGAGGACAUGAGAAUGUAAGGCUUUAAAUGGUUCCUAGAACAAAGACCUAGUCAGUGGUACCCAUUACUUUAAUAGAAAUGUUAAGUAUAACAGCAGACUAAAGUGAAAUUUUGAAAAGUAACCAAAUUGGAAUCCAAAUACAAGUCACAUUGAAUUUAAGGAGAUAUUGCUUAACUGUGAAGUUCCAGAAACCGUGGGAUUCUUUUGGAAAAAUCUGUCAACUUUUUGUUUGUUUAUUUUGUUGUUUUGUUUUAUAAGUUAGUCUGCAAGGAAGUGACUAAAAUUGUAAAAUUUUCCUUUAAAAUUUUUUGAGAUUAUAAUUUAAUUACAGUAUUUCCCCUUCUCUUUCUUCUCUCCAAACCCUUCCAUGUACCCUCCAUGCCUUCUCUCCUUAAAAUGCAUGGCCUCUCUUCUCACUAACUUAGUUAUUGCUGAAUUUUGUUACCCCGAAUCGUUUCUCUUUUUAAAGUCAUCUUCUGAGUCUGAGGAUGAGAUCUGAGGAUGACACAAUUUAUCUAGAGCUACCACACACAGACACAUCAAAAAUGAGUACUUUCUUAGGUGAGUGCUGUGCUUUGGUAUCUCUCUUGGAUGUGACUAUUACUCCUGGAAUUCUGUUGGGAAGGGGAAGAAGAAAGUAUGUUUAGAUUUCACACAUCAUUUGGUGCCAUGUAGGAUUCUGUUUCCAGCUCUGUCAAUCUAACAAAAUUUAGGUAGUCAGCUGUCAUUAGUGUGUUGUGUUUCUAUCUCAGUUUUCCAAAUAAUGAGUACCAAAACAAAGGCCUUAACUACUUCCAUGUUCUAUCAGGCUUUUCUUUCAUGGGAAAACCACAUAAACCCUUUGAAAGGCACUAAAACAUGCUCAUAGUGUUCUUAGUGACAGUGUUUUAAUUGAGAAAUUGAUGGGAUUGUUAUUGUUAGAAUUCAAAAAAGCAGUGUACAAUACCUAAACAUUUGAGUUUUGAUCCAAAGGCUCAUUUUGUUAGUGUUUUCUAAUUCUGCAAAGAAGCCUCUGUCCUCAGGGCUCCACAUAAAAUUGUUGUAUUUGCUGUGCUGGUUCAGGGUAAGACAAUAACAAGAGCACUAACCACAAAGGGAACUUUUUUCUUCAACAGAAGAACAUUUAUGUUUAAAUCUCUCACUGAAUUUUGCUAGGAUUCUCACCUAACUGCAAUUUAAAAAUGUGUUUCCAACUAUGAGUUUACUGAGAAUAUUUCAAAUACACAUAGUUACAAGCAUCAAAAAAUUAUUAGCUUUAAAUAUCUUUAAAAAUUAAGACUUAGAGUCAAAGGGGGUUAAGGGAUGGUCAGUCAUUGGCCCUGACUCUUUACUAUCUAGUGUAAUUCUCUAUUUAUUUGCUAAGGAUUAGUAAUAGUUAUGCUUUGGUCCACUGUAUUAGGCCUGUGGCAUUACAAUUAACAUGUGCUUUACAUACAGAUAAAUAUUUUCAAUCAGUUUGCGCUGAGUAGAAACUCAGGUGUGCAGCCUGGAUGCUUUAGCAGCUUACAUAAGAAAACCAUUAUGAUUGCAAAAUGACAACUAUUCCAUUUUAGAGUUGUUAACGAUUGCUUUAACAUUAUAGAAUAUCACCUUAUCCUGGACCAGGAAAACAAAGCAAGAGCUAAUAUUUAUCAGAGUCACACAAUCAGAACAAAAAUGUGGACCAAAGUGCUAAAUAAGUUACUAAUGCUAGGAUGUGUGCAUGUGUGGGAGUCCAGAUUGGGAUUUACAUAUCCAUGUUUGGGAACAAAAAGUGAUGCACAGUGGAGGCUGUGAUUUAGGUGUCUGUACAUUUUUAUCAUGGUCUUUGGCAUUGCUGAUGGGUACAUUCUAGUCAAUUCCAGUGAGUAUAUACACAUUAAAAAAUUGUUGCUUUGCUAUUGUGCAAGGUUUGGUUUACUUUUCCUUUUAUUUUUCUGUAAACCUACAUGCAGUCCUCUCAAUAAGUAGGUUUGUUAUGUCUAGGUUUGCUACUAAUUACAAAAGAAAAAAAAGGAAAACACCACCAAAAAACCCAACAAGUUCACAGAGAGCAAUAGCAGGACUAGUGAAGCAGAAGAAAAACAUUAAUACCCCUUUUCUAUAGUUAUAAUCUAUAUUCCUGACUGGCACACCCCCCUUGAAAGAUAAGAGGACAAUGUACAUGCAUCACAAAUCUUAAAGACUUUUUAAACAUUUAGAUAAUCUCAAUUACUAAACUUAGCUCAACUGUAGGAACUGAAUAAGAAAUAAAUUCAGAUACCUUUGUGCAGAGUAGAUUCUUCUUUACUAUUAUUUUUCCCAAGCAAAGAACUGACCCAUGAGCUGAUUUAAGUCCCCAUAAGUAAAUUGUGGAAAAUGCAGUUUUGGCAAGGAAAUUCCAGAGUUCCCCUUCUUUGAUGGGCUUCAUGUCCUUGAUUUCUGCAUCUCUCUAUUCUAAAGUUUAGAUCUUCAGUAAAGUAUUCUCAAAUUUUACUUAUUUUGAAAAAAUUAUCACCCAUAGUUCAGUAUUAACUAGGUGUUGUAGUCCUUUUUUGUUAGUCACUAUUCUUUUUUUUCUGUGCUAAAACAAAUUAAGUUUCCCUACAUUCAUAGGUUUAUUUUUUUAUCUCCUGGACUGGACUCAAAUUUUCUCAUUUAGAUCUAGAAUGAGACACUCAGAUGUUAAGUCAAUUAACUUUUAAAAAUUAAGACAAAAUGGUUUCUCCAAGUUUUAAAUACUUUAAACAGCAAAUUAAUUGGUUGAAUAGUGAUACUUAAUUAUUUUCAAAACAUUAAUGUGUUAAGCAGUACCCUUGUAAAUUAUGAUUAAUAGCUUUAUGUUUCAAAAUAUUUUAUGCUCAAUAGAUGCUUCUUAGUCAUCUGAGAAGGGACAUGACCAAAGGUCUUGAAACAGGAUGGAAUUCUCCCACACUAUCAUUUUAUCUUUUGUACUUCAAAAACACUCAGGAAGACACAUACACACACACACACACACACACACACAGAGAGAGAGAGAGAGAGAGAGAGAGAGAGAGAGAGAGAGAGAGAGAGAGAGAGACUGUGAGAGAGAGCAUUUCCAUGUUUAUCUUUAGUCUUUAGACUACUAAAAUUGAUUGAAUACUGAAGUUUGGCAUGUUUGUGAAUCUGGAUGAAGAGAGAAUAGGUUAUUCCAUGGGAGUAGAACAUGUGGUUGGCUCAGGAAUCAGAAUUUUUAAAGUACCACCCAUGUGUCAUAUAUCCUAAGAGUACUUGUACACUUUCUAACUUAAGAUUUUCUGUCUCUUGCUUCUUAAUACAAGGCUAUUUGAAUGCAUUGUGAGGGUCAGAACCACUGAGGGCUUGGACAGUAAAGCAGAGGCAUGCAGGCUAGCUGAGAUAAAUCAAAUCCCUGUGCUUCUUUCCCUUUAGAUAUAGGAGUAAGUGAGUGUCAAUUAGGCCCAUAUAUAUUGAGUAUUCACUGUACUAAUCAAUGUAUCCAAAUAAUCACAUUUAAUUCUGCAACACUCCUCUGAAGGAGAAGAUUAAGUAGGAUUGCAGUAGCCAAUUAAUAACCAAUAAAUCAGUAAAGGUGUUAUUCUAAUACAGGCAAUUGGACCUUAGAAAAAUGUCUUCCUGCAUUUCCCAGGACAUGUACAGUCAAAGAUUCUCCCAAUAAAAAUAAUUUAAAAACUAUAUCCUGAAAUGUAAAUGCUUGACAUUCCUAGUCGCCAGAGUAAAUGGCAGAUGCUGAUAAUUGUUGGGAGUAAAAUCUGCCAUGAUUUAAAAACUGAAUUCCCCUCCACUUCUCCCAACAGCUGACAGGCAACAGUGGGAUAAACUGGGAAAUGUAGUUAUAAGUAAGAGACAAAUGUAGCACAUCACAAGUGUGAAUAUUUCAUGUAGGCUAUCCAAGAUGAAUUUUCACCUAAGAAAGUGUAUAUAUGCUAAAGAAAGCAAUAAGUGUUCAAGAUUUUCUUUAUUUAAAAAUAUUUUCUGGACUCUUUGGGUUUUAAAUAGGGUUUUCAAGCCUUUUAAUUGAUUAUAUUGGUGAUUUUUCUUGCCAAACCACUAUUAAAUGCAUCUUCCAAAUGACCUAUUUCUGCUUAGAAUGGAGUCUUGUGUUCUCAUUCUCAAAUUUUAUGCUCUUGUGUGUGUGUGUAUGUGUGUAUUAACUUUUAAAGCCAAUAUAUAUAUAAAAUUUUAAAGCAAAUUAAUAUAUAUAUUUGCUUUAAAAUUAAUUUUCUCUAAUGAAAGGAGUUAACAUCUAAAAUGUGACUGAUUUUUUCUAGCUUUUGAAAUGUUUGAAGGUAGUGUCCUGAGAAAGCAAAACACAGAGAAGACAUCACCACCUCACUGUCCAGGAGUCUCAAUCCAAAUUACCUUGUGGAUGGCAGGAGGUAGAGGGGACUAUGACUAGCUUUAUGCCUAACUGGGAGGAACCCUGGGAGUCUAUCUGAAGCUUCUCACAGUUAGGUCACUUUCGUCUUUGGCAUUUUCAUGUAAAUGAGGUGCUAAAUGUUCACUGUUAACCUGUGCUAAUUGUGGCAUUUGGUUAAAGAACACUGCCAAAAUGCUACAGGGUAUUAGGAAGAAUACAGUUGCCUCUUCAAUGAUUCCUUCUCAUGUGGUAUCUUUAUAAAUCGUUUUUGCUUGGUUAAUUUUGAAAUCACAUUGUUACAAUCAUGGUUUUGAUUUUAAUGACACAUUAUGUGCUAGUUUUAAAACUUGUCGGUUAUUUGGGACUUUUAACAUGAGAGGAUUCUUUUCUACCUAAUUCCAAGUUUAUGAUUUUGGCUUCAACCCAGAAGUCCAAGUCCCUAAAGUACCUGGGUAGUUGGUUUGCACCUUGAUCAGAUGAUUUCCAGAGGAUGCAUUUAUGCAGAAUCACCGGCUAAUGAAGAAUUAGCACAGACAAGGUCAAAAAAAUCUUACUCAAUGUCUGAAUAAAUCAGACUGAAUUUUUACACUUAAUAACUGAUGAAAAUGACAUUAUCAAGUAUUGUAUCCUUAUUCUCAACUAAAUUGUCUUUGAUGAUGUGAAAUUGAGCCACCUACUCCCAUGGUGAGGUACUUCACUAAGUGAAGGCAAUUGAACAGUGUCAAAAGAGUUGGUUCUAGGCUCUUCCAACCAAAAUGUUAUGAAAAUAUUCCUGAUCAUAGCUGAGUUGAUCAAGUAGGAAGACAAACUAGUCAGCAAACUAUGCAAAUUAGAAUAAUGACUCCCUUUUUUAGCUUUGUGUUGAAGUUUGACUGAACUGAGUCUUUAAUAUUGGUCUAAUAUAUCUCAUAAGAGUGGAUUAUUAAAUAAAAUCUCAAUGUCCUUUAUUUAAAAGUCAGUUAUUUAACAUAUGUCAUUUCAGAAAGCUUAGAGGCAGGGACUGCUUUUUGACCCUCUGGGGGAAUGCCUUCUGCUGUGAGUCUGAUCAUCUCCAUCAGUGACAUUAUGAUGUUAAGAUGAUUCAGUUUUUAUAGUGGAUCCACUGACUUCCUCUCUUCAGCAGCUUCCUUCCAUGUCAAAGCUCAUCACCGUUAGAGGGAGGGAAAACUCAUGUUUCACCUAAGAGAUUGACUUCAAUUCUCAUUAUCAUAAUGGAUACUUCCCUCCCUGGUGAAAGGGCUAGGGUACAUUAGACAGUACAUUAGAAUCAUUUCUAUCCCAAAACUACAUGUUGUGGUAAAAAAAAAAUCAGUUAGAGCUAGCAGUUGUUUCCUGUUGUUUAUUGAGAUGGCAGUGACUUCAGGAAAUGCUUGGUAUUCAGACACUAUCAAAUUAUGCAUAUCUACGAUAUAAUGAAAAUUAUACAUUUCUUUUGACUCUAUGUUCUACUGACUUUGUGUACACCAGUGAUACUAUUUUGUACCCUAUUAUGGAAACUCCUGACUGACUUGCUACAGGAAUUUAUUUUUUCAAGUACUUAAAAAUGUUUCUGCCACUGUAACCAUACUUGUGGAUAUUAAAAAUGCUUCCUAAGGGUUAAAUCAUUGGAAAUAUUUGGUUUCUGUAUUGACUAAGGAAAUUUAAUUUUUGCAUUGACUAAUGAAAUAGGUCAACACUUCAUGGAAGUUAUUUUUAAUACCAGUAUGCUAAACAGUACUUGUCUAUAGCUUUCAAAAUUUGGUUCACACUAGGCUGAUCAUGUUUUUCAAUUAAAUCAAGAUAUUGCAGUGUGUAAUAUAGAAAUUUUGUAUGUACUAUCGACUUAUUGCUCAACUGCUUAGAAGUUAUGUGAAAACAUCUUAAAUUGGAGAUUUUAGGGUCAAAUUUGAAUGCAGUUGGGAGGUUUGUCACAAUUUUGACUUUAUUGAAAGUUUGUUCUAAAGAAAUCAUUGUUUCCAAAAAUGAAUUGGCAGGUGGAAAUUCUAACCCAAAAUAACCCUGGGUUUUAGCACAAUAAACUGUAUUUCAUCAGGGAGGAUUAACUUUGCUUUUUUUCACACUUUAUUUAAAUGUGGAUAUUUUUUCAUGAUAUAAAAUAAAAUGUGCAUUUUAUGGAA
Messenger RNA from Mesocricetus auratus (golden hamster), 12720 nucleotides. It is a transcript of the gene Kcnh5, whose product is annotated as potassium voltage-gated channel subfamily H member 5. Lineage: Eukaryota; Metazoa; Chordata; Mammalia; Rodentia; Cricetidae. The transcript has 11 exons. The record is from RefSeq and is a predicted model, not a curated record. Bases 58 to 3024 code for a protein of 988 amino acids. Gene Ontology annotation, molecular function: voltage-gated potassium channel activity. Gene Ontology annotation, cellular component: membrane. Gene Ontology annotation, biological process: potassium ion transmembrane transport; regulation of membrane potential.